GCGAUGGAGACGCCCGGAGCCUCAACCCGGGCCCUGUUGCUUCCUGCCGCGUCCGGGCCCCGGAGGAAGCGCGCGGCAGGGGAGGCCCGGGCUGCGACGAGCAAGCAACGGGUCCUGGACGAAGAAGAGUACAUCGAGGGCCUCCAGACAGUCAUCCAGAGGGACUUCUUUCCUGAUGUGGAGAAGCUGCAGGCUCAGAAGGAGUACCUGGAGGCUGAGGAGAAUGGAGACCUGGAACGGAUGCGUCAGAUCGCCAUCAAGUUUGGCUCUGCCCUGGGCAAGAUGUCCCGAGAGCCCCCACCACCCUAUGUGACUCCAGCCACAUUUGAAACCCCUGAUGUGCACACAGGCACCGGAGUGGUGGGCAACAAGCCCCGGGGCCGGGGCCGAGGCCUGGAAGAGGGAGAGGUUGGAGAGGAGGAAGAGAAGGCACCCCUGCCCAGCCUGGAUGUUUUCCUGAGCCGGUACACAAGUGAGGACAACGCCUCCUUCCAGGAGAUCAUGGAGGUGGCCAAGGAGAAGAGCCGGGCACGCCACACGUGGCUCUACCAGGCCGAGGAGGAGUUUGAGAAGAGGCAGAAAGAUAAUCUUGCGCUUCCGUCGGCAGAGCACCAAGCCAUCGAGAGCAGCCAGGCGGGCGUGGAGACCUGGAAGUACAAAGCGAAAAAUUCCCUCAUGUACUACCCAGAGGGCGUCCCUGAUGAAGAGCAGUUGUUUAAGAAGCCGAGGCAGGUGGUGCAUAAGAAUACUCGCUUCCUCAGGGAUCCCUUCAGCCAGGCCCUGAGCAGGUCCCAGCUGCAGCAGGCUGCCGCCCUCAAUGCCCAGCACAAACAGGGCAAGGUAGGCCCUGAUGGCAAGGAGCUGAUACCCCAGGAUUCCCCACGAGUGGGCGGAUAUGGAUUUGUUGCAACCCCCUCUCCUGCCCCCGGUGUGAACGAGUCGCCACUGAUGACCUGGGGGGAAGUUGAAAACACUCCCUUGAGAGUUGAAGGAUCUGAAACCCCCUAUGUGGACAGGACGCCAGGGCCAGCCUUCAAGAUCCUGGAGCCCGGCCGCAGGGAACGGCUGGGGCUGAAGAUGGCCAACGAGGCCGCCGCCAAGAACCGAGCCAAGAAGCAGGAGGCCUUGAGGAGAGUGACGGAGAACCUGGCCAGCCUCACUCCCAAAGGCCUGAGCCCAGCCAUGUCCCCAGCCCUGCAGCGCCUCGUGAGCAGGACGGCCAGCAAGUACACGGACCGGGCCCUGCGGGCCAGCUACACCCCAUCUCCAGCACGCUCGACCCACCUCAAGACCCCAGCUGGUGGGCCUCAGACCCCCACGAGCACACCGGCUCCUGGCUCUGCAGCACGCACCCCCCUCAGCCAGGACCCAGCCUCCAUCACGGACAAUCUGCUACAGCUCCCUGCCCGGCGCAAAGCCUCAGACUUCUUCUAGGGCCAGGCCCGGGCCGGGCCUGCGGAAGCUCCGUGGAGCCUGCAGGGCAACUGCCCACUCGGCAGAGGACUCCGGCCUUCUGGGGACCCAGGCCCGGGCCAGAAAUGGUGACUGCCCCAGGAGCCACCGAAAAGAGGCCUGCUGGCACGAGACUUGCCCCCAUGGCCCUCGGGGUGUAUCCCAGGGCCUCGUUGAUACUGUUUUCUAUGGAACUCCUGCCUGUUUCUAUCUAGCCAUCAUUAAAGAGCACGUAAGCACAGUC
Messenger RNA from Odobenus rosmarus divergens (Pacific walrus), 1696 nucleotides. It is a transcript of the gene ESS2, whose product is annotated as DiGeorge syndrome critical region gene 14. The record is from RefSeq and is a predicted model, not a curated record. Lineage: Eukaryota; Metazoa; Chordata; Mammalia; Carnivora; Odobenidae. The transcript is spliced from 10 exons. Gene Ontology annotation, cellular component: catalytic step 2 spliceosome. The coding region runs from base 4 to 1434 and encodes 476 amino acids.